Molecule: messenger RNA, 1293 nt
Organism: Neomonachus schauinslandi (Hawaiian monk seal)
Lineage: Eukaryota; Metazoa; Chordata; Mammalia; Carnivora; Phocidae
Gene: FCRL6
Product: Fc receptor like 6
Biological process (GO): cell surface receptor signaling pathway
Molecular function (GO): transmembrane signaling receptor activity
Source: RefSeq, a predicted model, not a curated record
AUGUUGGAAGGGCAGCUGGAAAGGAGCCGAGGAGGAGGCUGGUUGUACCUCCAAACCUUGCCAGACCCCGUGUUUGAGGGCGACAUCCUGACUCUGCAGUGUCAAGGAUGGAAGAACACAUCCCUGUCCCAGGUCCAGUUCUCCAAAGACAGGAAAUUACUCCACGACCCGAAGGCCAAAUGGUUUCUGCCCAUGGGGACAGCAACACUGGAAAGCAGUGGCCAGUACAGCUGCACUGGGAAGGUGACCUUCAUCCCGCACCUGGGCGCACAAAGGUCAGAGAUGACCACGGUUCAAGUCCAAGAGCUGUUCCCGCCUCCAGUGCUGAGCUCUGUCCCUUCUCCCGAGCUCCGUGAGGGGAGCCCGCUGACCCUGAGAUGCCAGACGGAGCUACACCCCCAGAGGUCGGCCUCGGGGCUCCUCUUCUCCUUCCACAAAGAUGGCCGCACCUUGCAGAACUGGGGCCCCCACUCAGAGCUCUGCCUCCGAAGCCGGGUGGGAGGCUCUGGGCUUUACUGGUGCCAGGCCACCCCUGAGGGUAGCAGGGUCCAGAAACAGAGCCCCCAGCUGAAGGUGAGGGUGCAAGGUCCUGUGUCCCAGCCUCUGCUCACCCUGAGACCCAGGUCCACUGGCCUUGCUGUGGGGGAUGUGGUGGAGCUCCUCUGUGAGACCCAGAAUGGCUCCCCUCCAAUCCUGUACUCAUUCUCUGACGAGAAGAUCCUGGGGAACCACUGUGCUCCCCAUGGAAGAGCCGCCUCCUUCCCCUUCACUGUGACAUCAGAACAGGAUGCUGGUAGCUACUCCUGCCAGGCCGAGAACAAUGUCUCCAAAGAGACAAGUGAGCCCAAGACACUGUCCCUGGCUGGUCCUCAGGGCUUGCCUACCCUCACCAGCAGCCCCUGGCUGGUUCCUUGUCUAUCUGCGAGCCUGCUUGGUGUGCUGGUCAUCGCCACUGCACUUGAGGCUUACUUCAGACCCUGGAGAAAAACUGGGCCCCUCCCAACCCAGGAUCCGCCCCCAGCCCCAGGUGGAGAGCAGCACCCACUGUAUGGCAAUGUCACUUGGCCGAAUGACAAUGAGGAAGAUGAUAUUUACUCUUCAGUGAAUGUAGUCCCAAAGGAGAGUGAAGCCGGGCCUGCUGAGUCAGCCUCGGGGGCCUGGAGUGAGGUCCCAGUCACGCUGCUGGACGUCACCAACCCCACCCACCUGUCCUGGGAAGAGGCCCACGUCCUGCCCACCCAGAGCUCCCGCCCAAGUGCCACUGAGCUGCCCACAGCCAGCAUUCAUCCUUGA